AUGGGUGACUACGUUAAAGUUUUCCAAGACGAAUUGAAAACUUUGGACCAAAAAUUUGCCGGAAACGGUCUGCUGCAACAAUUUGAGGCAAAAACCAAAUUGCCAAAAUCUUAUGGUGUUUUGGGCGCUGCAUCCUUGUAUUUGUUGCUAAUUUUCAUCAAUGUUGGUGGAAUCGGUGAGAUUUUGUCGAAUUUCGUGGGAUUCGUGGUCCCAGCGUAUUAUUCGCUAAUCGCACUCAGAACGACUGCGUCGGCAGAUGACACGGAACUGCUUACCUACUGGGUGGUAUUUGCGUUUUUGAACGUGAUUGAGUUCUGGUCGAAGGCCAUUCUCUACUGGAUUCCAUUCUACUGGUUCCUCAAGACCCUAUUGUUGGUGUACUUGGCUUUGCCCCAAACCAACGGUGCCAAAUACGUUUACAAGACGAUUUUGGAACCAGUCUCCCAAAAGUACAUUAAAACACCUCACUCUGCCAAGACCGGUGACAUCGGCUCCAAAAUGGAAAACUUGACGUCUCACGGCAAGACUUCUGGUUUUGAAUCUCAUCAGAUUUGA
Molecule: messenger RNA, 555 nt
Organism: Lachancea sp. 'fantastica'
Lineage: Eukaryota; Fungi; Ascomycota; Saccharomycetes; Saccharomycetales; Saccharomycetaceae
Source: the annotation of a GenBank genome assembly